Molecule: messenger RNA, 1409 nt
Organism: Bursaphelenchus xylophilus (pine wood nematode)
Lineage: Eukaryota; Metazoa; Nematoda; Chromadorea; Rhabditida; Aphelenchoididae
Source: the annotation of a GenBank genome assembly
AUGCUAAAGUCGGCUUCUUUUUUCCCUUUGAUCUUUUUAAUUGUAAAUGGUCAAUCUGAGCGGACUGUUGGAGGGAAGAUACGAUGUGAGAAUUCGAAUCUUUCCGGUAAAAGUAUGCUUGUAAGUCUGUGAAAUCGAAGUCUUGAGACUAUUGUUUUGAGACCUUUCAAUUCACAACUUGGGAAUUCCGUGAGUGCAGUGGAUUGGAUAUAAUCGAGAGAAUAAAAGGGACCUGUGAUAUCAGUGUGUUCAUGUAUUAUAUUGAUCACAGUAAGGGCUCUUACUUAUAGAUAAACACAGGUUUCUAGAUCCCACGGUAAACCCGGUGACUGGUGAGUUUACCGCCAAAUACACUCCCCGUCAUGCUGACGCCCCAAGACGCAAGCUUUCAAUGUAAGUAGGCAGGGAAACCCUUGAUAAUGACGUAUCACAUCAUUAUCAAGGGUCUGGCGGACCUGAUCCAGUGGCAAAAAACGUAACAUUUUACGAGAGGUAUCAGAAAUGUGGCAAAAUACCUCUUUAAGUGAAAACAACUUUAUUUUGACGGGCGCCGGCUCUUUUUGUGAGGCAAAGGGCGCCCUCUUCAAAACGGACUUUUUUAUUGAGUUCUAGAGGGAGAUAUUUUGCGACAUUUUUGAUACUUCCCGGAUGCAAAAUGGUACGUUUUUUGCCAUUGGAUCAGACCCGCCACUGUAUAUCUACGGUCCAUUAUCUUUACAAUGGAUCAUGCAGUACAAAAAAUAUUAUAAUAUUCGUUACAGGGAGGGUCUGUUGUGGCCACUCUCAUUUUGGCCUAAAUUUGAUUAGAUCUUGUUAAUAGUCCGUCCGGAAAGUCGCCGGACGGAAAUCGGCGACAUGCACUCCGCGAAAACGAAAGUUCACUUUGCACUGUGCAAUUUUUGGCUUUUUGCACUGUGCAAUAGGCUUUUUUGGGCUGUCGCCCGCACCCUGAGUUUUCGUGCACAGUGCAUGUCGCCGAUUUCCGUCCGGCGACUUUCCGGAAGGACUAUGUAAUCAAAUUGGUUGGCCAAGAAAAAAAUUUUGCUUUCAGUUCUCACGAAUGCGAUGGUUAUUGUCGAGUUCAUGAAAUUUCGGAGGAGUUUAGUGGAGAUGUGAAGACCGAUUAUGACAUUGUACUGAGCAGCGGCGAUCCAGGGGCUUGUAAGUGUACAAAAAAACAUUCAAACCUCGGUACCACGACUCGCAAAAAAAUAUUCGCUAUAGAAAGGUUUUGUUGCAUGGAAGUUUAUUUUGGCCUAAAAUUGAAUUUUUAGGCCUUUGAAAUUGUUUGUUAUAGAGAGGUUGCGUUGUACGGGAGUUGAUUGUAUGGAGGUUCCACUGUAUUAUUUUUAGAUGUCAACCAAGGCAAGGAGUCGCUUUAUUUCUGCAAUGGCAACAAGUAUCCUUAA